This is a messenger RNA of Musa acuminata subsp. malaccensis (wild Malaysian banana), 1090 nucleotides long. RefSeq names its product syntaxin-71. Lineage: Eukaryota; Viridiplantae; Streptophyta; Magnoliopsida; Zingiberales; Musaceae. Gene Ontology annotation, biological process: vesicle fusion; intracellular protein transport. The record is from RefSeq and is a predicted model, not a curated record. Gene Ontology annotation, cellular component: SNARE complex; endomembrane system; membrane. Gene Ontology annotation, molecular function: SNAP receptor activity; SNARE binding.
UCUCUCUCUCUCUCUCUCUCUGAAUCCUUCUCCAUUGCUUCAGAUCCGGGCUGAGAUCAAGCAGAUCUGCGUGAGAGAGGCGAUCGACAGGGGAAGCGGAGGAAGAAUCGAAGAUGAGCGUGAUCGACAUCCUCACUCGGGUCGACGCGAUCUGCAAGAAGUACGAGAAGUACGACGUUGACAAGCUUAACGCCGACAACGUCUCCGGCGAUGACGCCUUCGCCCGCCUCUACGCCUCCGUCGAGGCCGACAUCGAAUCCUCCCUCCAGAAAGCGGAGAUGGCGUCUCAGGAGAAGAACCGGGCAGCGACGGUGGCUUUGAAUGCUGAGAUCCGGCGCACCAAGGCACGGUUGUUGGAGGAGGUCCCUAAGCUGCAGAGAUUGGCCCUCAAGAAGGUAAAAGGGCUCUCGAAGGAAGAACUUGCUACAAGAAACGAUUUGGUACUUGCAUUGCCAGACAGGAUUCAGUCGAUUCCAGAUGGCAGUACAAAUGGAGCAAAACAAAUAGGAAGCUGGAAAGCUUCAGCUUCUCGCACGGAAAUUAGAUUUGAUUCAACUUCAGAUGGAAGAUUCGAGAGUGAGUACUUUCAGCAUACUGAAGAAUCAAGCCAAUUUAGGCAGGAGUAUGAGAUGCGCAAAAUGAAACAGGAUCAAGGCUUAGAUAUAAUAUCUGAAGGUCUGGAUACCCUAAAGAAUAUGGCCCAUGACAUGAAUGAAGAACUGGACAGGCAAGUUCCUCUUAUGGAUGAAAUUGACACUAAGGUCGACAAGGCUACCUCAGACCUGAAAAAUACUAAUGUCAGACUCAAGGAUACUGUCAAUCAGCUAAGAUCCAGUCGCAAUUUUUGCAUUGACAUAAUAUUAUUGUGCAUCAUCCUUGGCAUCGCAGCUUAUCUGUACAAUGUUUUAAAGAAAUGAGACGGUGGUAAAGGAAACGGGUAUCUCCUGUUUGUUGUCCAGCUUGUGUUUUCAAAUGCUAGUGUGGGUGUGUAUUAUUACUGUUUGUUGCCUCAUUUUAUUUAUACUUUGCUCGACUUUUACUGUAUAUUCGCUUUCAGCAGAGACUCUUCUUGUUUGUUGUUGGCACACUA